CAAACCCCCGCAUAGUAAGCACGCAACAAACGGACCGCAAACAAGCGCUUGACAUUUGGACACCGCCAUGAAGCUAACUCUGCGACGCUACUCCUGGGUGCUGCUGUUCCAGUUCGCCCUUUUGGGAGUGGACCUCUUCUGCAACGCCUUUGGUCCUUCGCUGGCCAGAAACCGAUUGCAGACAGCCAUAAUACUCUUUGUCACCCAGGAUGCCCUGAUCAUCGCGGAGUACCUGCUGUUCACCCUCGCGCUGCACUCAACGUGUGUGUACCAGGUCGGCGCCUCGCACAUAAUCCUGCGGAACUGCAAGCUCUUCAUGGCCAGCAUUACCAUCUACUUUCUGCUGUCCGCCUCCCAGCACUUCUGGAUCAUCUACCAAUACCGUCAGCCGCCAGAAGAGGACGGCCACCAUUGGCCAUUGGGUCUGAUUGCCCUAUCAGUGGCACAGCGCAUCAUGUCGGUUUUCUAUUACUACAGCUCCAAGUCGACGGCGCUGACCAUGGCAGAUCCUCGCUUCAAGGAGGAGCAUCUUGACUGGAUCGCAGAUCAGUUGGGCGACAAGUAAGACGACUGUUAAGUGGACAAUGCAAUGAGUGAGUCAGGAUAAGAAGUGUACUGUACAUAGAGUUAUGAUAUAAAUAGAUAUUCUAUAAAGAUAUCCAUGCCUCGUUAGUCGCUGAUUAAAUACAUAAAUGAUAAAUCCCUAUUCCGUAGAUAGCACAUAAAUUAAAGCGACCGAGUAUAGAUGCAUAUGACAUUUUGGACUCACGUGUGAUUAUUGUUUCAUUAGCAUUCAAAUUUCCUGACAAUAUUGUAGAUCUCUUGCUCCCGAAACUAUUGUGUAUAUGUAAAUGUAAAUACAAGUAAAUAUACUUUAUUAAAUUAUUGAUCCCAUAUAACAAACAACUAAACCAGUUAUACAAUUUAUUUUUGUAGUAUCUGAAUAUAUUGCAAGGACUGCAAAAAAUAAUAACCUCUAUAUUUAUAAAUAUUUACAUUUAAAUCGUGGUACAGCACCAUUUCUUAUUGAUGGAAGGAUUUAGCCUAAGUUAAUAAAACUAAUCUGACAUUAAAUAACAUAGUCAAUUAAGAUCAACAA
Messenger RNA from Drosophila yakuba, 1099 nucleotides. Its product is annotated as transmembrane protein 138. Lineage: Eukaryota; Metazoa; Arthropoda; Insecta; Diptera; Drosophilidae. The transcript is spliced from 3 exons. The record is from RefSeq and is a predicted model, not a curated record. Bases 68 to 565 code for a protein of 165 amino acids. Gene Ontology annotation, cellular component: cilium.